This is a messenger RNA of Helianthus annuus (common sunflower), 5312 nucleotides long. RefSeq lists its product as uncharacterized. Bases 1320 to 4157 code for a protein of 945 amino acids. The record is from RefSeq and is a predicted model, not a curated record. The transcript has 19 exons. Lineage: Eukaryota; Viridiplantae; Streptophyta; Magnoliopsida; Asterales; Asteraceae.
CCUUAUAAACCCUAGAUCUGAUUCCUCACACGACGCCGCCUCCUCUCCAACUUCGAUCUGAAUCUUCACUUCACUACUCCAAAUCUUAUCGAUCUAAUCUCCAAGACACAAAGAGAUCAUCGGUCUAGUCUUGAAUCGUUUACAGUUCGUGAAUUUUGGUCCAUAGAAUCAGUAUGGAGAUGCACUCUACAAUGACAUGGAGAUGCGGAUACAACUUUUUAAGGCACCAACAUGUGGUACAAGUGGACUAUACUACUUUCAUAAAAGAAAGGUUGCAGGAUAGGGUAGAUAGGAAAAGUUAAGAAUUCCCGUUGCCACAGAAUCUGUACAGCCGAACAUUGAUGUUGGAUAAGUAUAUUUCAAAUUGGGUCUCUUAACUCUUUAAGUAUGAGCACAAAUAACGACUUACCAACCCUAUCCCCCAAUAAAGGUAUAGGUGUACAAAAUCUGGCUUGGGCUAAAACCAGUUCGGGUUAUAACCCGGCCCGAGUUUUUUCCUAAUGGUCCAAAGCGGUUCAUGUUAGAAACCCGGUUUUUGGGGAAAAGGUCCAACUCACUCAAACUGAUUAAAGUCUGGUUAAAAACCGGUUUGGCCAUUUAAAAGUAGUUUUUAGUUCGUUUUUCGGUUUGGAUCCAAACCUUGGGUCAGAUCAGUCCAGUCCAUAGUUGUUAAUAGCGAAUAACAUAGUUGUUAAUAGCGAAUAGCGACAAAUAGUGACCGCUAUAUUAUAAAUAGCGAUACACUAGAAAAAGAAUUAUGAAAAUUUUUAUAUGUAUAUUACAUCAAAAUAUCGUGGUAUAUAUCCUGGUAUAUUAUAAAUAGCGAUACACUAGAAAAAGAUAGGUGUAUUUUAUAGUAUUUACUAACAAUAUUUACGUGUUUGUAGUCAAUCACUACUUGUGAGCUUAUAUGGCCAUUCGACGAUUCAUUCCCCAACAUGAUUUUAGGACAUGGGCAAGCUUAUCCAUCUUCUGAUAGGAUUUUAGAUAAUAACCCGAUGCAUGUUGAUUACAUAAAAAUUUAUGUAAAUGGUGUAAUGGAAAAAUAUAAAGGUUAUCCUAUCCUGCCACACACAAUGAAAUCUGAGGAAGUAAUUGAUAUGGGUAGUACACAAGGAAAAUUUAUUCAAUGGCCUAGAAAAGCUAUAAAGAAAAACAUCAAACCCUAGAGAAACUAUUUGCUCUCCUCUCUUAGGCGACGAAGAAACACCCAAAAAUUCGUUCGGCGAUUCCGAUUUCGGCGUCCACAUUUGAAACGGCGAGGACUCCUAGGUUCAAAUCCAGGAGAAAAAACGUUAACAGGUGUUUACAAGGAAAAAAUGGUUGCACAUACCAGAAGCUUGAGCCGGGGGAAGGGGAAGACAAAUUUAGAACCAGAUGUUAUAUGCGUUAGUUCCGGCACGAGGUCCCGGCGUCAGCGCAAUAGUCAUGUCGCUUGUGUGCUCUUUGACUCGACCGAAGAAGAUGUCACGCCCCCACGGGCGAACAUCAAACGGCAGAUAACGAAGCGGAAGCAAACGGACUAUUGUGGCUCCCCGACGAAAAAGAGGAAGAAACACAGACAACCAGCACAACAGAUUCCAGCGUUGAAUACACGAUCUUCCCCGAAGCAAUUAUUCAGUGCCAUGAUGGUUUUAAGUGAUCGUCAGAAAGAGUCUAUUAAGGCAAUGGGUUUCGGGGGCUUGUUAGGUCUGAGUGUCAAUGGGAUUCCUGAGAAGUUAGCCUUCCAUGUGGUGGAUAGUUUUGAUGCGAAGUCGCUGACGUUAAACAUAGGUAACGCCAGCCUGGUGGUUGACGCGGGGUUGAUUAGCAAAUUGUUAGGGAUACGAAACACAGGUUUGAGGUUUGCUGAUGUCGAGGUAGCCAAGACGCUUCCUCCAUCGUUGAAGGCGUGGCGGGCACGCUUCCCACCAACAACUUACAUAGCCCCUUCACUGAUUUCGGCCGAAAUACAGAAGGACACGUAUUCGGACAUGGCGUUUUUUCGUACCGAUUUUGCCUUGCUUUUCCUCACUGCGAUGGGCAGUUCACAGCAGAACGGUUAUGUCAAAGACAAGAUUUUGAAGCGUUUGACAGCGGAAACAAGAUACGAAGAUUACAAUUGGUGUGAAUUCAUUAUCGAGUGUUUGAGGAAGUGUAAGAAAAAAUGGAGGCCAUCGGACCCCAAGUGUUGCUGGGUUGGGCCGUUGACGGUCCUGACGUUGUUGUAUGUAGACUGCACGCAGCAGCCAGCGUGCAACACCGGCGUUGGGGUCCGCGCACUUCAUUACUGGACAAAAGAUCUUUUGACGCGUCGUCAGGACUACGAGAUAGCGAACGGAGGGUUCGGGCGUGGACGGGUGAAACCUCUAAGUGAGGCCCCAGCUGAAAACGGUGGAGCUGAACAGGCGAGCAUUGUGGAUGAAUGGUUACAAGAGUUAGCUGCUUUAAGGUCCAAAAUAGAGAAGACCUUAAGCGAUCGGUUGAACCUGGAUCCGGACAACGAGGAUCAUAGGAGGUUGAAGCGGAAAUACCUCGAAGUGUUAGACGUGUUGCCAUGUCUGCCGGAUGAGGGAUUAGAGACCUUCGAGGAAGGCGACAUGCUGAAUAGAACAGCCGGGGGUUCUUCCAGCCCUCCGUCCGCCCUAGCAGAGGGGGUUGAGCAAGCGGCGCAAGACGACACAAAUGUUGCUUCUGAUUCUGCCGACGAACACGAAGAGUGUAAUUUAAAUGUGUUGAUAGCAGGUAUCGCCAAAACCGCAGUGGAGGGGGACGGCGCGAGCCUGAGAGAUGUAAGCAUAGUCUGUGACACCUUUCCAGGGACGCGUGGCGCUGCGGGGGGAGACGAUGCCGACGAUGGCGCCGAUGAACCAGAUAUGGGCAAUGUUGGGGCUGUUACCGCAUGUAGUGGCGGUGCUGGGUACAAGCAGGCUGAAAGUUUGGAGGGGGUGAAUCACGGGGAAGACCAGUUGGCGGUUGACAGCCAGGGUACAGUGAGCUUGGGGGAAAACAGUCAAGUCGAUGCUAGCGUGCCGGUCGAAACGAGAGUGGGGCGCUCGGACGUUGAGAGCCCGGCGAAUGUUGGCAAGUCAGACUCGGGUGACGUUACGGGCGGUCCUGAAGCCACGCCCGAUGAUGGGAACAAAGAAACGGGCGCAACCGUCGACGACGGUGUUGAAAAUGCACAGGCGGAUGUUGAUGGGAGCCCACCUGCCGCCGACGUUUUGCAGCAGCAGGCUGCCUCAUUGCUUCGGCCCCUGGCUGUAUGCGGGCUGUUUGCUCCGUCGGUUCGAUCACCCAGGCUCGCAGCCGAAAUUGAAAAUGUUUCAGAACCUGGAACAGGGGUGGCCGCUGAACGGACUGAUGGCGUGACAACGGAAGGGGUGCAAGUGAGCGUUAAGACUGGCGGAGGUGAGACGGUUGUUAAUCGCAGUUCGACGAUGGAACUGGGGAUUGGGUCUGUUGGGCGGGGGCGAGGCUGGACCAAGUCAUCAAUUGCCGCGAGGCUUCUUAUCGGGCCCCCGUCUGUCAGCGCAGGCUGUUCCUCGGGCUUGCGUGCAGCAGACUACGUGCCCGGGGUAUCUUGCGAGGGGGAACAGCCUGUGGGUGUUGACGGUGGCAGAAGCCGGGUGGGGGGCAGUAGCCAUCCGAGUUUUAGCUUGGGGAUCUCGCAGGAAGUAGCGUGUGGCGCGGGAGCAGGCGAAAAAUCACCUGUAGCAGGUGUCCAGACUGACUUCGGACCCGGGCCUUCGGAUGAUCUGGACGUGUCGGCCACCAUAUCUAGCCCUGUCAGAAGCCCUCUAAGCUUCAAGUCAUGGGUGCGCGAAGGUGAGGCCCCUACGAAGGUUGAUGUUGCGUCGGGUAGCCAACCUAGUUUCAGUCUGGGGAUAUCGCAGAGUGUGCCUUGUGAGCGGCAGCCAAACGGGAAAAACUCGACAGGUAAUGAGGCCGGACCGGGUUCCGUACGUAGUGGUGGUGCGGGCGGCACCGACGGUGCAAGAAGACGUUUAGGAGCUGAUAUCUGCGGCUGGGUCCCUAUUGCAACCCGGGGCCCGUUCGACAUGGCAGAGGGCAGUAAGCGCACGGGGACUGGGGGGGCACCCGAAGCAAACGGAGCCUAUUCAAGCAAGACCAAUCAGAGCGUUUCACGAGAAGCCGCGCUUGCGUUCCAACCCUGAUGAUGUCGAGAUAGACCCAAAACAAAGCACGACGUUGGAACUUUCGGCAUGGCGGUUGCUUUUCCGUAAGCGGACAAAGAAUGGACUGUUGAAGCAAGCACUAUUUGAAAUGACCGAGAGUGAUCCAUCCAUACAGGUCAACCCGGACGAUGCAUGCGUUAACUUUCCAUAUGUGAUGUUUGAAGACAUGUUUGGGGCACGGGUGGAAACUAUAGCCCUUCAAUCCCUGGAGAUUGGAAGCAAUGUAGCCGGGUCAGUAGUCGAUGCAUGGGCGCACGUCCUCAACGGUGACCCAAAAUUUUCAAUCCCCGGGAUGCCUAGACGCUUGUUUUGCGUCCACACAGCCGUGGUUGACUGGAUGUUAAGCUUGGAGACAGACCCUGAUGGGGGUCGCGUGUCUGCGUUUGAAUGUGGGCUCAAGAGUAGCCUGGCCGGGCGACAUCACCUGCUGGACCUGCGAGCGUUCGACAUGGUCUUUGUGACAAUGCUAGAGGGAGACCACUACUACCUUGUAGUUUUUGAUUUGGAGGCCGAGUGCAUACACCUCGUUGACCACUUGGGCGACAGGGGGUCUGGGGCAUUGUUAAGGGAUGACGACAGCUAUAUCAUGAAGUCAACACCGUUUAAAGUGUUGGUGAAUCAUCCCAAAGCGACAGCAAUGCAAGCGAGUCUCAUUAUGCGCGAGGACCUUCCAUGGUCUACAACCCGCAGAAUUGUAGCGCCGUUUGUUGAGUCCGGCAUAUUCGCAAUGCGCCAUAUGGAACAGUUUGUGGGUUCCAGGCGAAGUUUCUUCUGUGGGUUUAGUGUCCACGGGGCGCGGAAAAAAGUCCAGUGCAAUUACUUACGCAAAAGGUAUGCUGCGGAGAUAAUGUUGUCCCCCGUGAACAAAUAUGGCGACGUCAUUCGACACCGGUUGCAGUUUGUGUAGUCAUUGUUCUGACAUGUUAGCCAGUCACUUUUUUUUUUUGAAUGGGGGUAUUAUGGGUUGGGCGUCUUUUGGGGUGGUUUUUAGCAAGCUUAGACAAUGACUUUUUUGUUUUGGGACGAUUGACAGAUGUGUUUCUGUGGGUCACUAGGACAACCGCAUGUUGGUUGACUAAAAACACCCAGUAGGGGGUGGUUUUAAAAAAAAAAUUCCCUUUCCUUUUUUGUUUC